Aphanomyces astaci is the source of this 225-nucleotide messenger RNA. RefSeq lists its product as hypothetical. Lineage: Eukaryota; Oomycota; Saprolegniomycetes; Saprolegniales; Verrucalvaceae. The transcript is spliced from 2 exons. The coding region runs from base 1 to 225 and encodes 74 amino acids. The record is from RefSeq and is a predicted model, not a curated record.
AUGGAAGCUUUUGAGAACUUGGCACCCAGCAGCAUCAAGGGCUGUAUUGACAAGGCCGACAGACAACUCUACAAGCUGGCCGAGUACAUAAAGGGGCUACAAGAAGUCGAAGCGAGUGACAAUGAAAGCGUAGAAGGCAGCAGCGAUGGCGGCAGUGUGACAAGCAGCACCCUCGCGGCUGUCAACACGAGAUUGACCUCGUGCCCGGCGCAAAGUAUUGUGUAA